AUGAAAUUUUUUAUUAAUAAAUUUACGAAAUCACUUUUAAUAAAAAUUUCAAUAUCGAAUAAAAUAUUUAAUAUAAGAUAUUUUUCCCAAUAUUACAAAAUAGAUGAUAAUAUUUUUGGAUUAAAUGAACAACAGAAAGAGCUACGUCAACUAGUAUUUAAUUUUGCUCAAAAAGAACUUGCUCCAAAAGCGGCUGAAAUUGAUAAAAAGAAUAAUUUCGAUGAACUUCGAGAAUUUUGGAAGAAACUCGGCAAGUUAGGUUUAUUAGGAAUAACUGCAAAAUCUGAAUACGGUGGUACAGGUGGUACGUAUUUAGAUAAUGUCAUUGUUAUAGAGGAAUUGAGUAGAGCAUCGGCAGCUAUAGGUCUUAGUUAUGGCGCACAUUCAAAUUUAUGUGUAAAUCAAAUCCACAGAAAUGGGACAGAAGAACAAAAGCAUAAAUAUUUGCCAAAAUUAUGUAGCGGAGAACAUAUCGGAGCGCUUGCGAUGUCAGAAUCGACAUCCGGAUCUGACGUAGUUUCUAUGAAAUUGCGAGCUGAAAAAAAGAAUGAUUAUUAUAUUUUAAAUGGUCAUAAAUUUUGGAUUACAAAUGGUCCUGAUGCUGAUACUCUUAUCGUUUACGCAAAAACGGAUCCAAAUGCGAUUAAACAACAACAUGGUAUUACAGCAUUUAUCGUGGAACGAGAUUUCGAAGGUUUUAGUAUAGCUCAAAAAUUAGAUAAAUUAGGUAUGCGAGGUUCUAACACUGGCGAACUUGUAUUUCAAGAUUGUAAAGUUCCAGUUAAAAAUGUACUUGGACAAGUAAACAAAGGUAUUUACGUGUUAUUUAGUGGUCUAGAUUUGGAACGUGUAAUGUUAGCAGCAGGUCCUUUAGGAAUCAUUCAGGCUUGUUGCGACGUGGCAUUUGAAUAUGCACAUGUGAGAAAGCAAUUUGAAAAACGUAUAGCAGAAUUUCAAAUGAUACAGGGAAAAAUUGCAAAUAUGUAUACGAGUUUAAGCGCUUGUAGGAGUUAUUUGUAUUCUGUAGCUAGAUCUUGUGAUGCAGGAUAUAUAAAUCGAAAAGAUUGUGCCGCGGUGAUACUUUACAUUGCUGAAUGCGCUACCAAUGCUGCGUUGGACGCAAUUCAAAUACUAGGUGGAAAUGGCUAUAUAAAUGAUUAUCCUACUGGAAGAUUAUUAAGGGAUGCAAAAUUAUAUGAAAUUGGUGCUGGUACCAGUGAGAUUCGUCGAAUGGUAAUUAGUAGAGCGAUUAGCGAAGAAUAUUCAUAAAUAAAAAUAUUAUUAAUUUGAAUCUCUUAAAAAUAUUAUAAUUUAAAUAAUUUGUUUAAAAUAGUGUAUAUAUACAAUUUUUCUUUUCUAAAAAUCAAAAAUAAAAAUAUAUAUUAAUUUUA
Messenger RNA from Apis cerana (Asiatic honeybee), 1391 nucleotides. RefSeq names its product isovaleryl-CoA dehydrogenase, mitochondrial. Gene Ontology annotation, molecular function: 3-methylbutanoyl-CoA dehydrogenase activity; flavin adenine dinucleotide binding. Gene Ontology annotation, cellular component: mitochondrion. Gene Ontology annotation, biological process: L-leucine catabolic process. The record is from RefSeq and is a predicted model, not a curated record. NCBI's taxonomy places the organism in Eukaryota, Metazoa, Arthropoda, Insecta, Hymenoptera, Apidae.